This is a messenger RNA of Diaporthe citri, 1032 nucleotides long. RefSeq lists its product as uncharacterized. NCBI's taxonomy places the organism in Eukaryota, Fungi, Ascomycota, Sordariomycetes, Diaporthales, Diaporthaceae. The transcript is spliced from 2 exons. The record is from RefSeq and is a predicted model, not a curated record. Gene Ontology annotation, molecular function: oxidoreductase activity, acting on the CH-OH group of donors, NAD or NADP as acceptor. The coding region runs from base 1 to 1032 and encodes 343 amino acids.
AUGGCCAAAGUCCUUCUCACCGGUGGCUCUGGCUUCAUCGCGGCUCACGUUCUCGAGCAGCUUCUGGAGCGUGGCCACAACGUCGUGACCACUGUUCGUUCCGAAGACAAGGCGGCCAAGAUCCACGCCGCCCACUCCAGCCUGGGCAAGGGCCGUCUGCAGACGGCCAUCGUGCCCGACAUCGCGAAGCCAGACGCCUUUGAUGAGGUCGUCAAGACUCCGGGUAUCGAGGUCGUCCUCCACACGGCGUCGCCGUUUCAUUUCAACAUCACAGACCCCCAAAAGGAUCUUAUCGACCCUGCCGUCAUCGGCACGACUGGCAUCCUCAAGGCCAUUGCUAAAUCGGCCCCAGGCGUGAAGCGCGUGGUUAUCACCUCGUCCUUCGCCGCCAUCCUCGACGCAUCCAAGAUAAAUGACCCCAAUACGACCUUCACCGAGAAGUCCUGGAACCCCGUGACCAUCAAGGAAAUCCACAACGACAACGCGACCGCCUACCGCGCCUCCAAGAAGCUCGCCGAGAAGGCUGCCUGGGAUUUUGUCGCCGACAAGUCCAACAACGCAAAGUUCGACCUCGUCACCGUCAACCCCCCAAUGGUCUUCGGCCCCGUGGUGCACCACCUGGCCAGCCUUGACACUAUCAACACCUCCAACGAGCGCAUCGUGGCCCUCGCGCAGGGCAAGUGGAAGGAGGCUGGCGCUGUCCCCGCCACGGGCGUGUCCAACUGGGUCGACGUGCGCGACGUGGCCAGGGCGCAUAUCUUGGCCUUCGAAAAGCCUGAGAUCGGCGGCCACAGGCUCUUCACGACGGCGGGCUCCUACUCCAACAGAGGUAUCCUAGACGCUGCCAGGAAGAACUUCCCCGAGCUCAAGGACAAGCUGCCGGCGGAGGACGUCCAGGGUGGAGAGCCCGCCCCUGCGGACAAGACCUACAAGUUCGACAACUCGGAGACCACCAAGCUGCUGGGUUUCGAGUGGAUCCAGAUCGAGACCACUGUCGUUGACACUAUCAAGAGUCUGAAGUCCUUCUUGUGA